This is a messenger RNA of Scleropages formosus (Asian bonytongue), 2180 nucleotides long. It is a transcript of the gene kifc1, whose product is annotated as kinesin family member C1. NCBI's taxonomy places the organism in Eukaryota, Metazoa, Chordata, Actinopteri, Osteoglossiformes, Osteoglossidae. The transcript has 18 exons. Gene Ontology annotation, biological process: microtubule-based movement. The record is from RefSeq and is a predicted model, not a curated record. The coding region runs from base 135 to 2000 and encodes 621 amino acids. Gene Ontology annotation, molecular function: microtubule binding; microtubule motor activity; ATP binding.
UUCAAUUUGAAAUUCAAACAACGGUCGCGUCUCUCUGAAUGGAUCAGUGGCGGUCAUUAUAGGUCUGUUGCUGUAGCCGUUUCGUUCUGUCGCGCUGCGCGAGACGUCAGUCUCUUCAACAACACAGCGACAAAAUGAACAAAGAGAAUGCAUCGCGCCUGCCUGUGUUCUCUGUGAAGAGGGCUCUCGCCAGCAACACCGAGAGCGGUGCUGAACAGCCUGCACAGAAACUGCGGAAAGUUGACGUGGACCCCGGUAAAGCGAAGCAGGCAGUCAGUAUGGUUGGGACACGCCAGCGUCCAGUAGCUGCAUCUCAACGGGGUGCAAUUAAACCCCUUCGGCCGACUGGAGCAGCAACUGUAGCCGCUGGCCCUUCGAAGAUGGCUGCAAAGCGUCCAAUUGCCUCUGUCCCAGCACCCGCAGCAGGUAAAACGGGCUCACGACGGCCAGCCUGGGAUCUAAAGGGCAGAGUGAGCGACAUGGAGAACAAGGUCCAAGCCUAUCAGAACCGCGUGAAAACAGCCACUCAGGAGAACGAGGACCUGAAAGACUUGGUGGCUACAGCUCAGGAGCGGGAGCGGAAGUUAGAUGAAGAGGUCCACACAUUGAAACAACAACUGAGCCAAUAUGUGGCACAGGUGGCUGAUCUGUCUAGAGCAAGAGAAGAACUAGAAGAGGUCACCAGUGAGAAAAACUCCCUCACAAAGAAAUUGAACACCUUGUAUGUGGAGCAUGACAUGUUGCUGAGCCUGAAGCAGGGCUUGGAAUCUGAACUCCAAAACGUACAGACUCAGCUCGCUGUCCAGGGCUCCAUACUGUCUCGCUGUCAGGCCAGUCUAAAUGAGGCCCAGGACAUGGUGAGGAAUCUGGAGGAAAAGGUGUCCCACCAGUCAGAAGAGCUGUACAGGGGUGAGAUGGAGCGCAGGAAGCUGCAUAAUACAAUUCAGGAGCUCAAGGGUAACAUUAGAGUUUUCUGUAGAGUACGUCCCCUGCUGACUCCUGAUCAGUCAGCAAUGGCACGCAUUGAGCUCCCUGCCCAUGAUGAUAAGAGCCUUAAACUGGCUAAAACUGAGGAGUCUCACACAGGUCGGAAUGGUGACACCCAGAAGAGCUAUAACUUCAGUUUUGACAAGGUGUUUGGUCCACAUGCCACUCAGAAGGAAGUCUUCGAGGAGAUCUCCUUGCUCAUCCAGUCUGCUCUGGAUGGCUACAAUGUCUGCUGCUUUGCCUAUGGCCAGACGGGAAGUGGGAAGACAUACACAAUGGAGGGUGGAGAGUUUGAGGAGACACAGGGAGUUAUCCCUAGAGCAGUCCAGCAGAUUUUCAGAACAGCCAGUGUUCUCAAGGAGCAGGGCUGGCAGUACACAUUUGUUGCAAGCUUUGUGGAGAUCUACAAUGAGACGCUCAGGGAUCUUCUGUACAGGGGCAAGCCUAACAAGAGGCCAGAGUACGAGAUCAAGAAGAUUUCUGCAACUGAAAUCACCGUCACCAAUCUGACCUACCAGAAAGUGACAACUGAGGAUGAGGUGUGCACACUGAUGGAGUUGGCCAACAGGAACCGUUCCACAGCUCGCACCAACGUGAACGAUUACUCCUCCCGCUCUCACUCUGUGUUUCAGUUGGACAUUGAGGGCGAAAAUGCUGACAGAGGUCUAAAGAGCAAAUCCUCCCUGUGCCUGAUUGACCUGGCAGGCAGCGAGAGAGUCCAAAAAAGUCAUUCCCAAGGAGAGAGGUUUAAGGAGAUGACUGCCAUUAAUAACUCCCUCACCAAUCUUGGGAUUGUGAUUACUGCACUUGCUAACAAAGACAGCUUCAUACCUUAUAGAAACUCAAAGCUUACAUACUUAUUGCAGAAUUGCUUGGGAGGAAACAGCAAGACGCUCAUGUUCGUCAACAUUUCCCCUGAGGAAGAAAGCUUUGGAGAGUCUUUAAACUCCCUUCGAUUUGCCAGCAAGGUGAAUGAAUGCGUCAUCGGUACAGCAUCUGCCAACAGAAAAUGAGCACCGGCAUUUUCAGAGGAGAAAAGUAUACCGAAAUGCAACACUUCUUGAAAUAUCUGCCUACUUAUUCAUUAAUAUCUAAAGCCAGCAUUGUGCUAACGGGCACAUAUUAUCCAUUGUCCUUUUUGAUUAUUGAAUGCUUGAAUAAAUUUUUCAUGUAGCUCCUUGUGCCUUUUUAUG